Messenger RNA from Pestalotiopsis fici W106-1, 762 nucleotides. RefSeq lists its product as uncharacterized. Bases 1 to 762 code for a protein of 253 amino acids. The record is from RefSeq and is a predicted model, not a curated record. NCBI's taxonomy places the organism in Eukaryota, Fungi, Ascomycota, Sordariomycetes, Amphisphaeriales, Sporocadaceae. The transcript is spliced from 5 exons. Gene Ontology annotation, molecular function: peroxidase activity.
AUGACUUAUGGGUCUUUGUCCUCUAUCCUCGGCCAACCCGACAUUUCUUGGCUGCCACCUGGACCAAAUGAUCUGCGAGGCCCUUGCCCGAUGCUGAAUACAUUGGCAAAUCACGGUUUUCUGCAGCACGAUGGUACAAACAUCACCUUGGACAACAUGAUCGCUGCUCUGUCCAUGGCACUGAAUUUCGAUCCUAAGCUUUCAAGUCUGAUGUUCGAUCAGGCCAUUGUCGCCAACCCCGACCCCAACGCCACAUUCUUUACACUGGACCAGUUGAACCGGCACAAUAUCCUGGAACACGAUGCAAGUCUGAGCCGCUCGGACGCAUACUUUGGCAAUAAUCACAUCUUCAACCAGACCAUCUUUGACAGCACCAAGGUGUACUGGACGGCCGAGGUCCUGACGCCGCAAAUGCUGGCAAACAGCAAGAUCUUUCGCCAGAUCCAAUCCCGAGCCUUUAACCCGGACUACAGCUUUAGCCCAAUGAAUGAGGAGUUUAGUCUAGGCGAAGUCGCUGCCCCGAUUCUUGUUUUCGGCAACAUGAGAACUGGAGAGGUCAACAGAAGCCUAGUCGAAUACUUCUAUGAGCGGGAAAGACUCCCUACCGCAUUGGGAUGGGUCAAGAACGCCGACGUCAUCGGUUUGCCCAACGUGUUGGCCACCACGCAGCUCAUUCGCAAUGCUAUGGAUCUUCUCACCGGAUUCAAUGGCGCCGUAGAGCAUCGAGAUCUUCAUGCUGGACCAUUUGCUGGUCAGGACUGA